GUACUUUUUUGUAUGUUAAAAAAGGCAACAUUAGCAGUAGGUACCCACAGUGAAAACAAAUUUGUCUCCUUCAGGCUACACUUAAAAACAUCUGCCCUUGCCAUUAACCACAUUUUUUCCUAAUUUGUUAGGCUGAUAAGGGUGAAUAAAGAAAACAAUCCAUGGACUUCCCUGCUUUUUUGUGCAAUGCUUUUCCCACUAUAAGGAUGAGUCAGAAUUUUCAUUUUGCUGCAUAUUAAAUGCAAGAUGACUUCCAAAAAUAAAGCAGGAGAAAAGGAGAAAAAAUGAUUAAGGAGACUUGCAAUUAUCCAAAUCUAUACAGAGAAAGGUUGUUAAGAUAUAAGGAAUAGUGAGAUGACUCCAGUCCCUUGGAGUCUAAAACAAGACUAACAGAGAACUGGCAAUAUACGGAACAUAUCCUGAAAUCAAGUGGCUAUGCUUACUAUACAUCCUUCCUAUUUGAGAGUCAUUACCUCUCAAGAAAGAGAUUAUUCAGUCUUUUUCACCGUGUUCCAACAGUACAAAUUAUCAAGAUUCCAAAGAUAUGCUGCAUUCGCUAUAAACAAACUUCACUAACUCUGGCACCAAUCACUGCUCCAGAGUUUAUAACCAGGAUAGUAAAGUGAUUUACUCAAAGUAUUAUACCAGCUACAGCAACUUUUAAGUAGGAAAAAACUAGUUAAGUCCUUACUGGUUGAUGCUUGAGGCCCCCAGGAAAUCAGUUUAACAGAUGUCAGAGCUGAAGUCUAGAAACCUUUGUAGUACCAUUUAUUAAACUGUUUAUCGUGGGCCAUUCCAGUUUUUUUCUCUUUCCCUCUAAAAACAGGGCUGCAGUAGAUAAUGUGCAUUCUUAUGAACUAGUUACAAACUGAGGCCAGUGAGUCAAAGGCAUUGGACAUGAUGCAUACUUUUAAAUUGUAAUAGAGGUGGCGGGGUAACUUGGUAACACAGUUUAACAUUCGCUGCCCCCCCCCCGUCACACGUAAAUGCCAGUUCUCAGCAUUCUUGCCAAUACUUGCUGUGUUUAAUUUUUGCCAAUUUAAUAAAUGGGGUGUUUUUGAUUCCCAUUUGUCAAUUAGUGAAAUUGGAUAUAUCAUGUUUGCUUACAUGAGCUGUCUAUUCAUAGCCAUUGGCCAAUUUUAUUGGAAUUAACGUAUUACUGAAUUUCUAGGAGUAGGCUGAAUAGUAUUGACGUAUCUGCUGCAAAAUCUCUUUUUCUAGGUUAUUAGACUUCACGUGUUUUUGUGCUAUUUAAAAAAGUUUUAAGUUCAUACACAAAUAUCCUUUAGGACUUUGUGGUUUGAAAUCUUGACUGUUAGAAAGUUCCUUCUAUCCCCGAACUAUACAUAUUCUCCUAAAUUAUAUUUAAUCCUUUCAAUUUUAUUCGUCCUUUGAGAUCAUUUAUCUACCGGAUAGCAUGAGGCGGGGGUCAGUAUAACUCAGUAAUCCACUGGUCAGGCAUAUACAGAAACAACAAAAUCAACGAAUUGAAAAGCGGCGAGAGAGCGGCGAACAUCAGAUUGUACGCAGGUAUUUAUACAGCCAGAUUAAGGUCGGAUUCUAGAAGCUUUUCCGGUACGGGGUAAAGCUGUCACGAGGCGGGAGGGAUUUGUGAUGCAGCCGAGCCUCGCGUCUCAGGCUUCCGCUCCCUCCCGGCUGCGGGAUGAGAUUCUCAGCCGAGGAAGCGAGGCUCCCCCGAGCUUCAGCCCUGGAAUGUCUAUCAGCUCACUGAAAAGGCAGGCAGCUUCCCAACCACACUCAAAAUUAACAUUACAAACUGUCACAGGCAAAACCGCCUAAGAACAAAACCGGCGGCCGAACCGCGAGGACAAGCGCAACGACGAUCUGCGCACGUCGCCCUUGGCGGAGUGACAGGCGUAAGAUGCUCUUAGCGAGUUCCGCCCCGCAGCCGACGGCGCAUGCGCAGCCCGGCCUCCUACGCGGAGCGCAGGUCUCCGUCGGAGCCUGUGGGGUGCGGGCCAGCUGGGAAGAUGGCGGGUGUGGGCUUGGCCGCUGUGGGGGCUUGGGUACCUGGUCGGAGCUGGGGCUGGGCAGCCGUCUUCUUCGGCCCCCACCGUGGCCUCAGCGCGUUACUUGCACGGAUGCCCCAGCGGGCGCCACGAUGGCUCCCAGCUUGCAGACAAAAGACGUCAUUCUCUUUACUUAAUCGACCAGACCUUCCAAGCCUGGCUUAUAAGAAGCUAAAAGGCAAAAGUCCAGGAGUAAUCUUCAUCCCUGGCUAUCUUUCUAAUAUGAAUGGUACAAAGGCUUUGGCGAUUGAGGAGUUUUGCAAAUCUCUAGGUCACGCCUAUAUAAGAUUUGAUUAUUCAGGAGUUGGAAGUUCAAAUGGUAACUUAGAAGAAAGCACAGUGGGAAAAUGGAGAAAAGAUGUUCUUUCUAUAAUUGAUGAUUUAGCUGAGGGACCACAGAUACUAGUUGGAAGUAGCCUUGGUGGAUGGCUUAUGCUUCAUGCUGCAGUUGCACGUCCAGAAAAGGUCAUGGCUCUUAUUGGUGUAGCUACAGCUGCAGAUGGCUUAGUGACACAGUUUAAUCAGCUUUCUGUUGAGCUAAAAAAGGAAGUGGAGAUGAAAGGCGUGUGGGCUAUGCCAUCAAAAUACCAUGAAGAAGGAGUUUAUAACAUUCGGUACAGUUUCCUUAAAGAAGCUGAACACCACUGCUUGCUACAUAGCCCGAUUCCUGUGAACUGCCCUGUAAGAUUGCUCCAUGGCAUGAAGGAUGACAUCGUGCCUUGGCAUACGUCCAUGCAGGUUGCCGACCGGGUGGUUAGCAAAGAUGUAGAUGUCAUCCUCCGAAAACACAGUGAUCACCGAAUGAAAGAAAAAGCGGACAUUCAACUUAUUGUUUAUACUAUUGAUGACUUAAUUGAUAAGCUUUCAACUAGUUAACUAGUAUCACAUUUUUAGUUGGUACAUAAACUAAUGUGUCCAGAUUAGAAGAGGGAUAACAGAUCAAAGACCCUAAUAGUUUAGGUCCCUUUUCUAUUUUGUAAAUAUGAGUAUUUAUUUAAUGACGUAUUUACACAAGUAGUAUAAAUUGUAAUGAAAGUACCAGCUGCUAUUUGAAAAUUUUCUCUUUCCUUCAAUCCUUGAUCUUUUUUCAUUAAAAUAUUUACUAUUUUUUUAUUCAA
Messenger RNA from Nycticebus coucang (slow loris), 3148 nucleotides. It is a transcript of the gene ABHD10, whose product is annotated as abhydrolase domain containing 10, depalmitoylase. NCBI's taxonomy places the organism in Eukaryota, Metazoa, Chordata, Mammalia, Primates, Lorisidae. The transcript is spliced from 5 exons. The record is from RefSeq and is a predicted model, not a curated record. Gene Ontology annotation, cellular component: mitochondrion. Gene Ontology annotation, biological process: proteolysis; protein depalmitoylation. The coding region runs from base 1920 to 2906 and encodes 328 amino acids. Gene Ontology annotation, molecular function: palmitoyl-(protein) hydrolase activity; hydrolase activity, hydrolyzing O-glycosyl compounds; serine-type peptidase activity.